AUGCUCGAAAUAAUCAGUACAACCAACGCCACUGCGGAGAUGACACUGUUGGAUAUGUUGGGCAAAUUGGACAACUUCCAGAAAAUGAAGUCACAUUUGGACGUGAAAACCAAUCUUUUCCAGAAACGGGAUCUGAAUACG
Molecule: messenger RNA, 141 nt
Organism: Sphaeroforma arctica JP610
Lineage: Eukaryota; Ichthyosporea; Ichthyophonida
Exons: 2
Source: RefSeq, a predicted model, not a curated record